Prunus armeniaca (apricot) is the source of this 990-nucleotide messenger RNA. The record is from the annotation of a GenBank genome assembly. NCBI's taxonomy places the organism in Eukaryota, Viridiplantae, Streptophyta, Magnoliopsida, Rosales, Rosaceae.
AUGGCACCUUGUGCGUCUGUUGUUAAUCUUCCAGUCGGUUUUAAAUUUCGUCCAAGAGAUGAUCAGUUAUUGGGAUAUUAUCUUCUUAACAAGGUUCGUGGCACAUCCUUUAUGUAUGAAAAUGUUAUUCCAGAAAUGGAUCUUUAUGGUAAGAUAGAGCCAUGGGAUAUAUGGCAUGAAUAUGGCGGACACAACUUAGCCAAAGCUGAAGACCUUUAUUUCUUCACCAAAUUGAAGAGCCUGAGUGACAAGGACUCCCGCGUGGCUCGCACAAUAGGGUCCGGGACAUGGAAAGGUGAGAACUCAGGGACCACAGUCAGUGAUCCGAAGAAUGAGGAGAACGAUUUAGGUAUAUGGAAAAGGUUUCAUUAUGAAAACCCUAAAUCUGUUCAAGACGGUUGCUGGAUUAUGCACGAGUACAACCUUCACCCUUCAUUGGUGAAUCCAACCAAUCAGUUUGUGCUGUGCCGGAUUCGAAAGAAUGACAAGGGGAAGAGAAAGUUGAGAACUGCAGAAGAGGAUAAUGAAACUGACACUCCAGUACAAUCUCAAAAUAAGAGGCAAAGGCCGCAACAAGUGACUAGCUUUGAGAAACUUAUUGGUAAUUGCACUCCCAUGUCUGAGGCUACCGGAGUUGGUGGGAGUGUUUCAUACUUGCCAACUGAACUCACUCAAUCUCAGCAGGACAGCUCUUUUGCAUACCCAACAACUGUGGUCUCUUCCCAAGCUAGGAUAAACUAUACUGAUGACGUCAGCCAAUUUCAUGGUGGCGGUGAUGGCGAUGCCCUAAUGAGCGAUUUCUCACAUUUGGACACCGCACAACCAUUCACGGAACAAGCCAAUGCGCUCGACUUCUCGAUUGAUUAUGAGUUACUCAUCCACUUGAUCAACUGUGAUGAUGGUCCGCCGCAAUCUUCCACAGCACAGUUUAUGGGAAUGGAGAACACUACUACUGCAAGUAGUGAAGCUAAUAUGGUCAUCAUAGAUUGA